UCUUGGGUUUCAGUCCGCAUUGAGGCUUCUUGUAGAAGCUUUUGUUCUUUUCUUCCUGAGUCUCUCAAGUCAUGACUAUCACUGAGGUGGUUAGAACUUAAACGUGGAGAGAGAUGAUAUGACUAUGGCAUGCCAGUGGUCCUCGCUUCAUCGGGUUCAGUUGUUAUGGCAGAGCGUUCACUGUUUGGGGAGGAGAUGGUCAAUAAGGGCUGGAGCUGGACACAACAUGUGCUUUUACCAUCUGCAUGGUUGGUUCCGUCCUUGUUCAUCAGUUGUGUUUAGAAAGGGUUACUGUAGGCCAUCUAAUAGUUUAGAGUUGGGGUUAUCCACGACUGCUAGUGCAACUAUACAUAAUAAUCUGCAGAUAGAUUCCAAAUCCCAAGAUUUGGAUAUCCAAGAUGCGCUUCUUGAUUCAGCUAAGCAUGAAGAAAAAGAUCUGAAUCUUAAUUCUUUGAAUGGUCGAGUGAUGCUUAUUGAUGGUACAUCAGUCCUGUAUAGAGCUUAUUACAAGCUCCUAGCCAGGUUGCACCAUGGUAGUCUUCUCAGUGCUGAUGGGAAUGGAGAUUGGGUUUUAACUAUAUUUACGGCUUUGUCUCUUAUUAUCGAUGUUUUGGAGUUGAUGCCUUCACAUGUUGCGGUGGUGUUUGACCAUGAUGGAGUUCCAUUUCGUCAUUCUUCUGUUCCAUCCAAAGAGAAGUACAGGGCAAAAGGCCUGAAUUUUCGUCACACUUUAUAUCCCUCAUACAAGAGCAACCGUGAUCCUACACCUGAUACUGUAAUUCAGGGGCUCCAAUUUUUGAAGGCUUCCAUCAAGGCUAUGUCCAUAAAAGUGAUUGAGGUUCCAGGUGUUGAAGCUGAUGAUGUAAUUGGAACUUUGGCAAUAAAUAGUGUUGCUGCAGGGUUCAAGGUCCGAAUUGUCUCUCCUGAUAAAGACUUCUUUCAGAUUUUAUCUCCUUCAUUACGUCUUCUACGAAUAGCUCCACGUGGAACAGAGUUGGUCUCAUUUGGACUGGAGGACUUUGUGAAAAAAUAUGGAUCUCUAAAGCCUUCCCAGUUUGUCGAUAUAGUCUCACUUAUGGGUGAUAAAAGUGAUAAUAUUCCAGGGGUUGAAGGUAUUGGAGAAGUACAUGCUGUCAAGUUGAUCACCAAAUUUGGUAAUUUGGAGAACUUGUUGAAAUGCACUGAUCAGGUUGACGAGGAGCGCAUGAGAAAGGCCUUGACAUUAAAUGCAGAACAGGCUAUCUUAAGCAAGAACCUGGCAAUCUUACGCUCAGAUCUUCCAUUCUACAUGGUCCCAUUCACAACAAGAGAUCUUGUAUUCAGGAAACCUGAGGACAAUGGAGAGAAAUUCACCAGCCUCUUAACGGCCAUAAGUGCUUAUGCGGAAGGAUUUUCCGCGGAUCAUAUCAUUAGAAGAGCAUUUUCUUUGUGGGGAAAGUUCUAACUGAUGCCAUGUUCAUAGAUGCUCGAGUACGCAUGCAUUUGGACGCCCAAGUUCUUAUAGAUUAGGAUAUGGAUUUAUAGGGAUACCCAAUCAGGAACAUUUGUAA
This is a messenger RNA of Telopea speciosissima, 1550 nucleotides long. Its product is annotated as DNA polymerase I. Gene Ontology annotation, molecular function: DNA binding; 5'-flap endonuclease activity. Lineage: Eukaryota; Viridiplantae; Streptophyta; Magnoliopsida; Proteales; Proteaceae. The transcript is spliced from 15 exons. The record is from RefSeq and is a predicted model, not a curated record. Bases 119 to 1444 code for a protein of 441 amino acids. Gene Ontology annotation, biological process: DNA replication, Okazaki fragment processing.